Messenger RNA from Closterium sp. NIES-65, 6927 nucleotides. The record is from the annotation of a GenBank genome assembly. NCBI's taxonomy places the organism in Eukaryota, Viridiplantae, Streptophyta, Zygnematophyceae, Desmidiales, Closteriaceae.
AUGGAGGAGCUAGGGUUUGGCUGCACGGACACGGUGGAGCACUGCAAGGCCGUGCUCAAGGAGCACAGCGCCGGCAGCAGCAUCAGCGAAGCGGACGUUGCGCGGGUCAUGGGAGUGGUGGCGAAGGGUUCCGUGGAAACUCGUGGCGGGGGUGGCGGCGCUGGGCCGCUCACGUUCUGGAACGUGGAUGUGCUGGUUGAAGCCAUUGUUCAGCUGGUGAGUGUCUUCAGCUGCGCCGGUAGCAGCAUCAGCGAGGCGGACGUCGCGCGGGUCAUGGGGGUGGUGGCGAAGGGUUUCGUGGAGACUCGUGACGGGGGUGGCGGUGCUGGGCCGCUCACGUUCUGGAACGUGGAUGUGCUGGUUGAAGCCAUUGUUCAGCUGGCGCCGAGGCUGAGCUGGUCGUCGGUGAUCAACCAUCUGGACUACCCGGGCUUCUUUGUCAAGGAUCAGAAGGGCUUCAGCGCGCUCGUGCUUAUGCACUCCAAAGCUACCAAGGAGCUCUUCCCCCUGCCGUCCGUAUGCAGCAAGCUGUGGGCGAACGCGGAGGGGCAGCUCUCCUUCCUCCGCCACGCGGUCUCCGCGCCCCCCGAAGUCUUCACCUUCGCGCACUCCCCCCGCCAAACCCCCCCCAUGGACAACCUCCACGGGCACAAGCUCCCCACGGGCACCCCCAACUGCGCCUGGGUCUCCCUAGACCUUCUCGAAGCCCUCUGUAGGAUCGGCGAGACUGGGAGGAAGGCGGAGGUGGUGGAAGUGCUGGGGUACCCGAUAAAGCACUGCCCGGAGGUGCUUAUAGUGGGGCUGGCGCAGGUGAAGACGCCCGGAGGGGGGGUGAUUCAGAGGGAGGUUCUGGGGGCGUUGGUGCCUCUGUAUCUGGCGAAUAAUCCGAACUCGAGCAUUGUGCUGCAUGCGCUGUGGGGGGUGCCCGGGGGAAAGGACGUGGUGAUGCAGGCGAUGGUGGGCAUGCACGCCAGCGAUCCCACCAGCAUUGCUCGCCUGCUCGAUGUGUGCCAGGAUCUCAAGGCUCUCUCGGUGGUGCUGGAGAGCACGCCCUUCUCUUUCUCCCUGGACCUCGCUUCUCUUGCCUCUCGCCGCGAGUACCUCAACCUCGAGAAGUGGCUGCAGGAGGCGCUCACUCUGCACCGCGACUCGCUCUUCAAGGCGUGUCUGCAGUUCCUGAGGGCCAAGCUGGUGCAGGACAGUCAGGACGCCAGUGCACAGCGAAUCAACCUUUCUCUGGAAACGCUCGCCAUCUUCUUCAAGGUCCUCCAAGCCAACGCGCCGCAGCUGCAGGCGCCCGAGCUGGGCGAUGAGCUUAAAGCCCUGUACGCGUCCGCGCUGCAGCUGCACCCGGCGCUGCAGACCGUGGCAGUGCCUGAGCAGGCCCCUGCAGACGUGUUUGCGAGCGACAUAGAGGAGGAGGCGAAUGCGUACUUCCAGAAGAUCUACGUGGGGCAGUUGAGCAUUGAGGAGGUGGUGGAUAUGCUGAAGCGCUUCAACGGCUCCUCCGUGCAAAGGGAGCAAGAUGUGUUUGCGUGCAUGAUUCAGAGCCUAUUUGACGAGUACCGCUUCUUCCCGCGCUACCCCGACAAGGAGCUCCGCAUCACUGCUGUCCUCUUCGGCUUGCUGUUCCUGGUGGAACGCCCUUGGAAGGCAUGUUCUGUCGAGUAUCGCUUCUUCCUGCGCUACCCCGACAAGGAGCUCCGCAUCACUGCUGUCCUCUUCGGCUUGCUGUUCCUGGUGGAACGCCCUUGGAAGGCAUGUUCUGUCGAGUAUCGCUUCUUCCUGCGCUAUCCCGACAAGGAGCUCCGCAUCACUGCUGUCCUCUUCGGCUCUCUGGUAAAGCAUCAGCUAGUAUCAUCGAUUACCCUAGGCAUAGCCCUCCGCUGUGAGCUAGGUGCCCUCAAGAAGCCGUCCGGCUCCAAGAUGUUCUCCUUUGGCGUCCAGUUCCGCCAGCACCUCACAUACCCCCCCUUUCGUACGCUCCCUUUUUCCCCUCACCCCGUUCCUCCCCCCCCUCACUUCCUCCCUCUCCCAGGCUCCCUGGUGAAGCACCAGCUAGUGUCGUCCAUCACCCUGGGCAUAGCCCUGCGCUGUGUGCUAGACGCACUCAAGAAGCCCUCCGACUCCAAGAUGUUCUCCUUUGGCGUCACCGCGCUCGAGCAGUUCCACCAGCGCCUGCCCGAGUGGCCGCCCUACUGCACGCACAUCCUGCACAUCCCGCACCUGCAGGACGUGCACCCGCGCCUGUACGCGUUAGUUCAGGCUGCUGCAGCGGCGCCAGCGAGUAAAGGCGUGGCUGGGGAAGGUUUAUCUGGUGCAGGCGGUGCUGCUGCUGCUGCUGGCGGUGGCGGUGGUGGUGCUGCUGCUGGUGGUGCUGGUGGUGGUGCUGCAGGUGCUGGUAACGUGGGAGGGAAUGGGGAGGGUGGGGUGGUGGCAGGGGCAGGGGCAGGGGCAGGUGGUCCCAGUGCUGUUAGUGGUGCUGCUGCCGCUGGUGCGGCUGCUGGUGCUGCUGGCGGUGUUUCCACUGGUGGGGCUGGUGGGGGAGGAGGGGGUGUGGAUGGUGGAGGUGCCAUUGGUGCAGGCGACAAGGGGAAGGGUGCUUCUGGUGGUGGUGAUACUGGGGGUGUGGGGCCUCAGGAUAAGGCGGGGAAGUCAGCGGAUGGUGUGGCAGGGAAGGGAGCAGUGGAGGGGAAGGAUGGUGCUGGGGGGGUAACACAGGGGCAGGCGCAGGGACAGGCACCAGGGCAGGGGCAGGUGAAAGCAGAGCAAAAGAAGGAAGAGGCGGAAGAGAAGCAGGGAGAGCAGCAAGAUGGGGCUGUGGGAGGGAAGGCAGAGGCAGGUAGUGCAGGGCAAGCGGCUGUGCAGAGCCCCGCGAAGGAUUCCAUUCUAUUCAAGCCGUCAGGUGCCGCCUUGGCCCCAAUUGGAGGGUCAGGAGGCUCACAGAAGCUGGAGGCUCUGCGUCCGCGUGGGGGUUCAGGUGCGGGAGUGGCUACCAGAGCGCCUGCUGCUGGGUUUGGGCAUGCGCUCAACAUUGAGACGCUUAUGGCUGCAGCAGAGAAGCGAGAAAGCCCCAUCGAGAUGCCCUCGUCAGACGCACAGGACAAGGUGGCGUUUAUCAUCAACAACAUCGCGGCGGCAAAUCUGGACCAGAAGGCCAAGGAGAUCCUCGAGGUGCUCAAGGAGCCCUUCUUCCCCUGGUUCGCGCAGUACCUCGUCAUGAAGAGAGCGAGCAUAGAGCCCAACUUUCACGAGCUCUACCUCAAGUUUGUUGACAAGAUGGCGGCCAAAUCGCUGCAGAAGGAAGUGGUGAAGGCGACCUACGAGAACUGCAAGGUUCUGCUGCGAUCAGAGCUGAUCCGGUCCAGCAGUGAGGAGCGCUCGCUGCUCAAGAACAUCGGCAGCUGGCUGGGCCGACUCACCAUUGGCCGGAACCAGCCGCUGCGCGCCAACCAGAUCAACCCGAAGAAUCUUAUCAUCGAGGCAUACGAGAAGGGUCUUAUGAUUGCCAUCAUUCCAUUCACAUCCAAAAUUCUGGAACCCUGUGCGAACAGUGUGAUCUACCAGCCACCCAACCCCUGGACCGUGGGCAUCCUGGGUCUGCUGGUGGAGAUUUACAGCCUGCCCAACCUGAAGCUCAAUCUCAAGUUCGACAUUGAGGUGCUGUUUAAAAACCUGGGGAUCGAGAUGAAGGAGGUGAAGCCGUCGCAGCUGCUAGUUGGGCGGCAGAGGGAGAUGGAGGGAAAUCCGGACUUCUCAAACAAGGACCUGCUAGCUGCCCACCUAUCCGCUGCAGGAGGAGCGGGGGCAGGAGGAGCAGGGUCAGGAAGGGGUUCCCCUCAGCCUCUUGUGCGGUCAGCUGUUGCGUCCCCUGAGCCGCCUGGUCCUGCUGGUAGAGGGGCCAUGGGAGUGCCUGGUGCAGGGAAGGCGGAACAGCAGUCAUCGGUGUUGCUGCCCAACCUGGCAUCCUACAUCGUCAUCAGCCCCAAGCUCGCUCCAGUGGCACAACAGCUGCAGCUCGCAAGGAUCGUGCCUGCGUGCAUGGACCGGGCGGUGAGGGAGAUUGUGUCGCCAGUGGUGGAGAGGAGCUGCAGCAUUGCGUGCAUGACCACACGCGAGCUGGUGCUCAAGGACUUUGCAAUGGAGGCGGACGACAGCCGCACACAGAAGGCAGCUAACCUCAUGGUGGCAAGCCUCGCGGGCAGUCUGGCGCUCGUCACGUGCAAGGAGCCUCUGCGUAUGGCGACGGCAAACCACCUGAGGACGCUUCUGCAGGCAGCCCUGGCAGGGGCGGAGCUUGAGCAGGUGGCUCAGCUGCUGACCCCUCCUCCCCUCUCUUUUCUUGUCCGUGCCCUUUCCUCCCACCCCUCCCACCCCACUUAUGCCUCCCAUUCGCCCGCACAGGAGCCUCUGCGUGUGGCAAUGGCGAACCACCUGAGGACGCUGCUCCAGGCGGCACUGGCAGGGGCGGAGCUGGAGCAGGUGGCUCAGCUGCUGGUCAGCGACAACCUCGACCUGGGGUGUGCCGUCAUUGAGAAGGCCGCCAGUGAGAAGCUGCUGGUCAGCGACAACCUCGACCUGGGGUGUGCCGUCAUUGAGAAGUCCGCCAGUGAGAAGCUGCUGGUCAGCGGCAACCUCGACCUGGGGUGUGCCGUCAUUGAGAAGUCCGCCAGUGAGAAGGUGUCAUCAGCUGGAGUGGAGCAUGUGGCUCAGCUGCUGGUCAGCGGCAACCUCGACCUGGGGUGUGCCGUCAUUGAGAAGUCCGCCAGUGAGAAGCUGCUGGUCAGCGGCAACUUGGAUCUUGGGUGUGCCGUUAUUGAGAAGGCUGCCAGUGAGAAGGUGAGAGGCGUUUGCGAGUGCUGUGACGUUGUUGGCUCAAGUGAAAGUCACCAGCUGAAGCAGGUGGCUCAGCUGCUGGUCAGCGACAACUUGGAUUUAGGGUGUGCCGUUAUUGAGAAGGCUGCCAGUGAGAAGGUGAGAGGCGUUUGCGAGUGCUGUGACGUUGUUGGCUCAGGUGAAAGUCACCAGCUGAAGCAGGUGGCUCAGGUGCUGGCUGUGCGCGAUUUAGAAGAGGUACUGGGGCCAGCACUAGCCAUGCGGCGCAAGCAGCGGGAGGCACUGGGAGCUGCCUACUAUGAUGCAUCCAUCUACUCCCAGGGCAGCCUUGCCCGCAUCCCAGAGGCCCUCAGGCCCAAACCCGGGCGGCUCACGCUGGUCCAGCAGAGAAUCUAUGAGGAUUUCGCGCAUCUGCCCUGGCAGGGGCAGGUGCCUCAGGCGGGAGCGGCGGCUGCUGCUGCUGCUGCUGUGCUGGGCGGGGCUGGAGGGGCGGGGCAGGGCGGGCAGCAGAUGGGGCAGGGCGGGCAGGGGCAGAUGGUGCUUGGGCAGGGGCAAGGACAGGGGCCGCAGCAGGUGGGGCAGCAGGGGCAGCAACAGGUGGGUGGAGUGGUUGGUGGUGGUGCUGCUGGUGGGGGCAUGGGAGGGAUGAUUUCGGGGCUGCCUGGAUCGUCCAUGUCUCCUGUCCCUGGUAUCCCUGGCGCUGCUUCUGGCGCUGCUAGCGCGGUGGCAGGCCCCCCUGGGUUGGCCAAAAUCCCGAUGGUUGCGGAGGGUCCUCUGGCGUAUGCUGGGAGCCCUGCUCCUCCCAUGGACCUCCCAGGCCUCAACCAGCAGGUGGAUUCAUCAGCGUUGCCACAGUCAGCUAACGCUCCUCCCGACCACGAGAUCAAGGCGCAGGCAGUGGCGUUGUUUGACGACUGGGUGCGGGUGAGCGAGGCGGCGGGCAGCAACGACAAGGCAGUGGUGGUGUUUCUCUCGCAGCUGCAGCACUCCUCGCUGCUCGCCUCAGAGGACGCCGCUGAGAGGCUCUUCCGCACGCUCACAGACAUGGUCGUCGCGCACUGCCUCGCCUCCUCCCAGCCUCUCAACCCGCCCCCGCCUGCCGCCCCUGGGAGCGGCCAGGUGCCGCCGGCCCGAGGGCUGAAUUUCACGGCUGUCGACAUGUUCAGCCGCCUCGUGGUUCUGCUUAUCAAGUACUACGUGGAUUUGGGAGGCAAUGCGAAUCUGAGCAAGGUGAAUCUGCUGAACAAGGUGCUGUCGGGCGUGGUGAGAGUCAUCCACCGCCAGGCCGACGAGCGCCGCCUCACCAACCCUCGCCCCUUCUUCCGCCUCCUCGCCAACCUUCUGAUCGACUUGAACGCGCCGGAUCCCAACUUUGAUGCCGCCACUCACCAGGUGCUCACCACCCUGGCGGCCACCUUCCAUGCUCUGCAGCCUCUUCGAGUGCCCUCGUUCAGCUUCGCAUGGUUGGAGCUCAUCUCCCAUCGCUCCUUCAUGCCCAAGCUGCUGCUCUUCCCCGGGCAGAAGGGGUGGCCCUGGUUCCAGCGCCUGCUGCUCUCACUCUUUAAAUUCAUGGAGCCGUACCUCAGGGAUGCAGAGCUCAGCGACCCGAUCCGCUUGAUGUACAAGGGAGCUAUCCGCGUGCUGCUGGUGCUGCUGCAUGAUUUCCCCGAGUUCCUCUGCGACUACCACUUCAGCUUCUGUGACAUCAUCCCCCCCACGUGCAUUCAAAUGCGCAACCUGGUGCUAUCCGCCUUCCCGCGCAACAUGCGUCUCCCCGACCCCUUCACACCCAACCUCAAGCACACUACCCCACGCACUGCACCACCAUCCCAUCAUUCCCCCCACCUGCAUUCAAAUGCGCAACCUGGUGCUAUCCGCCUUCCCGCGCAACAUGCGUCUCCCCGACCCCUUCACACCCAACCUCAAGCUGACCAGCAGGCUUGGUGUGGUCUCAGUGUGCGUCUGGGUACUCUGCAUUACAUCCUGUGGACUGGGACUGUCACCAACUACCCCACGCACUGCACCACCAUCCCAUCAUUCCCCCCACCUGCAUUCAAAUGCGCACCUGGUGCUCUCCGCCUUCCCCCGUAA